Iphiclides podalirius (scarce swallowtail) is the source of this 579-nucleotide messenger RNA. The record is from the annotation of a GenBank genome assembly. Lineage: Eukaryota; Metazoa; Arthropoda; Insecta; Lepidoptera; Papilionidae.
AUGGAGCAGCGGAGGCAUUCAACGCGGGCAAAUAAGCCAUUUUGGGCUUCCGUAGUUGUUCAACUGGCGAUGUUUACAAUGACAACGAAAAUCGCAGCUGAUUCUGUUCAGGAUUUGGAAGAGUCUCUGGCUAGUGUGUACGUUUGGAGCUCUUGGGGUAGUUGGGGACCGUGUUCGAAGACCUGUGGGGGUGGCGUGGCAGUUCAAGAACGGGAAUGUCUACCGAGGGGAUGGACAAUGGAUUCAAACAGCACAACGUCGAUCCCGCUUCGGAUGCAGAGGGGAGACUGCCCAGGCGUAGCCAGGAGAUAUCACGAGUGCAAUGUUAAUCCAUGUCCCGAGGGAGAGCCGGAUGUGCGCGCCGAGCAAUGCUCAGCAUAUGACAACAGGCCGUUUCGUGGUCGCUUCUACAACUGGAUACCCUACGUCGACGGCAGCGCUCCGUGCAUGUUAAACUGCAGACCUAUGGGACAGCAGUUCUACGCUUCCCUCGGAGUGGUGGCCGAUGGGACUCCUUGCACGGAGCCGGGAUAUCGAGCGAUAUGCAUUCAGGGUGUUUGUAAGGUAUUUGCAAUAGUG